AGAGACGAAAACUUUGUUUAGAAGAAAGGAAAACCAAAGGCUGAAGACUCUGGAGAGGAACGCAGCCUUUCCAAACAUCCCCAAAGUACCGGAACAGGCGCACAGAUCUAUCUAAGGAAGAAAAGAGAUGGCCUCUGCGGCUUUGGAGAUCCUGGGUCUGAUCCUGUGCGUCUUCGGCACGCUCUUGGAGAUGGUCGCCUGUGGGCUGCCCACCUGGAAGGUGACCGCCUUCAUCGAGGCCAACAUCGUGGUGGCGCAGACCAUCUGGGACGGCCUGUGGAUGUCGUGCGCCGUGCAGAGCACCGGCCAGAUGCAGUGCAAGAUUCACGACUCCAUGCUCGCGCUCAGCCACGACCUCCAGGCUGCGCGUGCGCUCACGGUCAUCUCGUCCGUCAUGUGCGUCAUCGGGCUGAUGGUGGUGAUCGCCGGCGCGCAGUGCACCAACUGCAUGAAGACGGAGAGCGUGAAGGCGCGCGUGGUGAACGUCGGAGGGGUCAUCUACAUCAUCAGUGCCAUAUUCGUGCUCGUGCCUCUGUGCUGGAUGGCCAACAACAUCAUCUCCGACUUCUACAACCCGCAGGUGCCGACAGCCAAGAAACGGGAGAUCGGCGGUGCGCUCUACAUCGGCUGGGCGGCCACCGCGCUGCUGCUGCUCGGGGGAAGCAUGCUCUGCUGCUCGUGCCCCUCCUCUGGAAGCUCCGGCUACUCGGUCAAAUACGCGCCCACCACAAGAGCAACAUCUAACGGGGACCAUGACAAGAGGAAUUACGUUUAGACGCUCUUUGGACUGAUUUCACUUGCACCUGCAUGUUUCUGUUUUCAGGUGGCUGAUUUUCUUUUUUAAGCAUCUUGGACAACUGAUUGGAUCUUUUUUUAUUUAACACGAAACUUUUGAGGAUAUGCGUUUCUGAAAGGUGGAAGUUUUAUAAUAACUUUCAACAAUAUUAACAAACAUUAUGCAAUGCUUAACAGAUCGUUUCAACACUUUGAAAUAGUGAGAAAUGUCCUGAAACAUUCAGUCAUACUAUAUUCAUGUGCAUUAACUACUGAUCUAUUAAACAUUAAAUCAUUUUUAUAUAGCCUAUAA
Messenger RNA from Sinocyclocheilus grahami, 1087 nucleotides. Its product is annotated as claudin-4-like. Gene Ontology annotation, cellular component: bicellular tight junction; membrane. The transcript has a single exon. Bases 128 to 775 code for a protein of 215 amino acids. NCBI's taxonomy places the organism in Eukaryota, Metazoa, Chordata, Actinopteri, Cypriniformes, Cyprinidae. The record is from RefSeq and is a predicted model, not a curated record. Gene Ontology annotation, molecular function: structural molecule activity.